Molecule: messenger RNA, 1689 nt
Organism: Aphidius gifuensis
Lineage: Eukaryota; Metazoa; Arthropoda; Insecta; Hymenoptera; Braconidae
Gene: Mlc-c
Product: myosin-2 essential light chain
Exons: 4
Coding region: 411-854 (147 amino acids)
Cellular component (GO): myosin II complex
Molecular function (GO): myosin heavy chain binding; calcium ion binding
Source: RefSeq, a predicted model, not a curated record
GUUAAAAAAAAAAAAAACACAAGUUUAUUUACAAUUGAUUAAAUUGAUUAAUUUUUUUUUUUAAAUUGAAUAAAUGUUUUUUUAAAAAUAGACUAACUUUAUCAAUAAUAAAUUGUUGUUGUUUUUAAAAAUUACCAUAUUAGGUGAAAGGAAGACACUGGAAUUCAGGUGACUCAUGUGAUAAGCCUCUGGCGUUGGAAAAUACAAAUAGUGCGUCACCAAGAAAAAAAAAAAAAAAUACAAAAAGAUCAUAAAAAAAAAAAAACAUUUUAGACAUUUACAAGCAGGAGCAGCAGAUUUUUUGUUAAAAAAAAUUAACAAAUAUUAUAAAAUUAACAAAAUAAUUAUCAAUAAUUUAUAACAAACGUCAAUUUGUUAAAUAAUAUAAAAAAACAAUAAAAACAUUAACAAUGGCAUCAUAUUCUGAGGAUCAAUUGGCUGAAUUCCAUGAGGCAUUCCAAUUAUUUGACAGUCGUGGUGAUGGAAAAAUUCAUGUGUCACAAAUUGGUGAUGCAUUACGUGCACUUGGACAAAAUCCAACAGAAUCAGAUGUUAAAAAAUUUACUCAUCAACAUAAACCAGAUGAGCGUGUUAGUUUUGAAGUUUUUUUACCAAUAUAUCAGGCAAUAAGUAAAGCACGUACUUCUGAUACUGCUGAUGAUUUUAUUGAAGGAUUACGUCAUUUCGAUAAAGAUGGAAAUGGUUUUAUUUCAUCAGCUGAAUUGAGACACCUUUUAACAACUCUUGGCGAAAAAUUGAGUGACGAAGAAGUUGAAACACUUCUUGCUGGACAUGAAGACUCCCAGGGUAACAUAAAUUACGAAGAAUUUGUUCGUCAAGUUAUGUGUGGUUAAAAUUAACAACUUAAAUAUAUCCUGAUAAAUUUAUUAAUAAUUAUUUAUUCACUGAAAAAGUGAAUGCAAAACAGAAAAAACAGAAAAAAAAAAUAUUCUUCAUUUCAUCUUUUGGUGGUCAAUGUUUUUUGUUAUCACAAUUUUAUUGUUUAUAUUUUUUUUUUUUUCUUCAUUUAUAAUAUUUAAUCUUUUUCAAUAAUUUAUUCAACUUUUUUUAUAUACAAAAAUUUAAAAUUAUAAUAAUAUUGGAAACUGAAUUAUCUAGCUGAUUUAGAUAUAAUAAAUUUUAGUCGAUUGUGCCUUUUGAGCAAAAUUCGAUAAUAUCAAAUGCAUUUAUUAAAAUUGUAAUAUUUCCAUGUGUAUAAUUAAAAAAUAAAAUACAUAUUAAAUUUGAAAAAUUUAUAUUUUUAUUAAUAACAACACCCGAAAUUAUUAUUAACAAAUUAAAACUUUAAAUUUUUCCAUUUUAUAAUUUCAAAUAAAAUUAAUAUAAAAUUGUUUUCUUAGAUUCAAUUAAUAAUUAUUGACUAAAAAAUAAUUGCGAAAAAAAUCCUCUUUAUUUAAUAAUUAAUUAAUCUAGUUUAUAAUAAUUCCCACUUGUAUUUUUUUUUAUAAAAAACAACAACAACAACAUUCAAUUCAAAGAAAAAAAACAAAUAAUAAUAAUAAUUGAUUACAGCGACAUCCUCCAACACGGUCAACCAUCAAAACAAUCAGUUUAUAUUUUAUCUUUCUCUAUUGAAGGAUGCAUCUUCAAAAAAUUUUUUAGGUUAGCUUUAUUGUUAAUUUAUUGUGUUAUUUUACCAUCAAAAUGGCAGAUAAAGCAAUAUUAAAG